UUUUUAUCAAAAUGUCCGAAAAUCCACAACAAAAUGGUGUUGGUCCCAGAAAUCGUCGAAUUUCUUUGGGUUCACCCAAAGAUUUGAAAGAAGUGCAAUUUUUUGAGGAUGAGGAAAUUCCAGAUGUUCCUCCUAAAGGUGCACGUGUUCGGGUUUGUUAUGCUGGCGUUUGUCUCACUGAUAAAGAGGUUUCCAACACUAAACAAGCACGUAUCAUUAAUGGCAUCAAAGAUACAAGUUUGUUUCCUGGUUACGAGAUCAGUGGGGUUAUUGACGAGUUUGGACCUCAGGCGAAUGCGGAAGAGUAUGACCUAAAGAAAAACGAUAAAGUUAUUGUUUGGCCAACUGACGAGAUGUGUAUGAGCGGAUAUGCCGAUUUUGUGGCCGUUCCAGACCUGUCUUUACUUGUUCGAAUUCCUGAAGCUGUAUCAAUGCACGUUGCUUCAAUUCUUCCUGCUGGUGCUACAUGGGCCUUAUCUGCUGUAGUUUAUGCCCGCCCAGUUGUCGAGGCAAUUGCCAACACAAAAGGAUAUUGCAAUAUAAUGAUUGUUGGUGCUGGUGGACUUGGCUUAUGGAUUCUUACUUUGGCCAAACAUUUUUUGUGUGAAGAUACCCGAGUUAAAUUAAUCGUAGCAGAUGCCAAAGAAGAGCGUCUUAUUUUGGCUGAAAGGAAUGGUUCUGACUUUUUGGUUCAUUGGGAUGAUGGGGAAUUCGAAGAGUACCUGAUUAUGCGAACCAAAGACGUUGCUGCCGAAGGCGCUAAUGUCAUUUUUGAUUUUGUUACAUCUCCACGAACUGUUAAUCGUUCUCUUAGAUGUCUUUCUGAGGGAGGUGUUCUCUUUGUUGGUGGACUUUGCGGUUUGGAUGUAACUGUUCCAAUUAAAUUAGUUGCUCGUAGUCGUUUGGCAAUAAUGGGAAUAACUCGCGGAAGUAUUGACCAGUUGAAAAGCCUUGUUUCACUUCUCGCUGAGGGGAAAAUUAAAGCUCCAAAUUACAGCAUAUAUCCAGUUGAUCAGGCUUCGCAUGUUUGUUUAAUUAAAAAAUUUUUUAAAUCUAACAAGGAACCAUUCUUUAUUGUGAUUUCGAAUUUGAUAUAUUUUUUGUUACCAUUCGAUAGAGGACCCUCGAUUACUAUUGUUGUUUGCGGUUUUUCUUUCAAAAUUAGUUUGGGCCGAGUUAUGGCCGUUCAAAGUUUCAGUUCGGGGAAGUGUUUAUUUACUCUAUAA
This is a messenger RNA of Meloidogyne enterolobii, 1226 nucleotides long. The record is from the annotation of a GenBank genome assembly. Lineage: Eukaryota; Metazoa; Nematoda; Chromadorea; Rhabditida; Meloidogynidae.